Molecule: messenger RNA, 939 nt
Organism: Funneliformis geosporum
Lineage: Eukaryota; Fungi; Glomeromycota; Glomeromycetes; Glomerales; Glomeraceae
Source: the annotation of a GenBank genome assembly
AUGUCAAUCCCCGCCGGACAAAAUUUUUCCUUAGCCCGAACCCCCGAGCAACAAAUCGGGCGAGAUUAUUUAAAAGAAAAUCGAAACAAAGUUAAGGCAAUCAUAAUUAAUAAUACUAAAUUAUUAGAAAUCGGGAAAAAGUGGGGAAAUAAAAUCCGCAUUUUGGAUGAAAAAUCGGCUCAACUAGUUAGCCAAAUAUUAAGCAGAAGUCCUUUACAGAAAGUAAUUGAAAAUGAGAAAAACAAAGCCGAAAAAAAUAAAAUUUAUUUGUUAGUUGGUAAUCCAGAAAAUAUUAUAAGAAAAUUAGAUGAUUAUUUGUCAACUCUUUCCCCGGAAGAAAGAACCGAUUUUCACUUUGUAGUCGGUACCCCUCCGGUAAUUGGCGGAGAAAGAAAGUUAGCGAAAUUAAUUGAUUACCUUUAUAACCAAGGCGGAGAGAUAACUAAUUUAAGCAAAAAAGAAUACUGUCGCUUAGGAGUUAAUUUCUACGAUUUAAAAUUAUUACUCAAACUAUUACAACCAAUUAGGAUAAUUACUUUACAAAACAGUUAUAAGCACGAAAAAUUCGUUCCUCAUUUAUCGGGGGAGUUUUCGCUAAUUGAAAAUGAAGAAAAAAAAUUACAAUUAAAAGAAUUAAAAAUAGAAUCUUUGGCUCUCAGUUCUUUGCUUAACCUUUCCAAAUUAGAGAAAAAUAAUAACCUUGAUGAAAGAAGUUUCAAAGCAGAGAAUCAAAAAUGGUUCAAAGCAAUAAGUCGAGAGCCUAAUUUUUUUUCUGAUACAGAAUUGUUGGUAGUUUACCAGGAUAUCCUUCUUUUACAAGUUGGGAAUGAGGACCAUGUUUCGUUUUUAGCCAAAACAUAUAAAUUAGAAUACCAGGCUAUUUGCCAACAACUUUUUUUAGCAGAAAAAAAUAUUCUGGUGGUUAGUUCUCAACAGUGA